Messenger RNA from Clonostachys solani, 1380 nucleotides. The record is from the annotation of a GenBank genome assembly. Lineage: Eukaryota; Fungi; Ascomycota; Sordariomycetes; Hypocreales; Bionectriaceae.
AUGUUGACCAUAGAGGUAGCAUUCAUGGUGCACAAAGAAUUGGCCUACGGGCAACUCGAGGAACAAGAUGCGGAGGUCUUGAGCCGGGUGCUCUCUUUCGUUGAGGAUGCACCCGUUUGGGGGGACUCGACAUUAGUCCAUGCGGCGGCCAGGAAAGGGCACGGCAUCAACGAGGCGCUUAACAAGGAACCGUGGGCGUUGAACGAGCUCGAUUGCAAUGGAGAAUCUCCCCUUCACGUGGCCAGCAGAUUUGGAAACAAAAACGCGAUGGAAGAUUUGAUCCAGGCGAAUGCCAGUGUGAACAUGAAAGACUUCGCGGGACUCACAGCACUGAUGCUUGCAUCGUUCUACGAGCAUAUCGAUUGCGUGCGACUGCUGCUUCGGCACAGCGACAUCAAUAUCGGCCAGCGAGACAAUUAUGGACGUACAGCUCUUUUUCACGCUGCAAUGGCCUGCGACCCAGAAGUAGUUGCAGCGCUGUUGGAGGAAGGAGCCUCUCCCUCGGCUGGCGAUAACGAUGGCCAGUCGCCGCUGUACUACCUUGGGAAAUACUGUACGAACCAUGAGAGGCUUAAACAAACUCUCCGGUUGUUUCUCGCGUCGGGCAAGAUAAAUAUUGACACAGUUGAUGAUACCGGUGCGUCGCCAUUAGUGCAGGCUAUCAUCAGUAACAGAGUGGCACCCUUGCGAUGUCUUGUGGAGGCCGGAGCUUCGAUGCAACUGCUUGAUAUAGACGGCUGCAAUGUAUUGCACUUGGCAGCAAGCAGUGAUCUGGACGUCCUGCAAUAUCUUUUGAGCCUUGAUCCCACAUUGUUUCGGGGCAUUAGUCCAAACCAGCUAAACAAAUGGUUAGAUACGCCUUUGAACGAUUUCCAGGGCACUUUGUCCCCAGGCAACAUAGAUUAUAGGGAGGAAUUCUCCCACGAAGCCAGCGAGGCAGCUUUCGCCCAGCUCUUGCAAAUUGCCCAAGAUGAAAACCUGCGAUGGGAGACAAACGUUUUGGAAUCCGCAUUGACCCACGUGCGUCAAAGUCGCGUGGACGAAGCACGAUCUCAGCUUAAUUCAGUAGUUGUCCAACGGGAAAAGUGGAAGGAUGGUGAGAGCGUUCGUUAUUAUCGAGGCAUUAGCCAGCAGAUUCAAGCUGGAGAUUUCGAGGGAGUCAUCACAGCGCUUGAGGAAGAUAUUGAAGAUUUGCGUGGACAAAUUGGCUCGUCGCCGUGGCUGGAAGAUUCUGAUUCCAGCUUGUCCGACUCAAGCGACAUUGCCAGCAGUGAAGAGGAAAUCGAUCAAACAGAUGGCGACGAAGACGAUAACGACGCUUACGAAACGGCCGAAUCAGGAGACGAGGCUGAAAACGAAGACACCGGAACGGCGUUAUGA